UUCUCUCUUCAGAAGGAAGGCCAUGCACAGUCGAGGCUGGAGAAAUCACAGCUUCGUAACAGAAUUUAUCCUCUUGGGCUUCUCCAGAAACCCCAAGACCAACUGGAUCCUUUUCUUCCUCUUCCUCUUCCUCUUCCUCUACUUAUUUACAGUUCUGGGUAAUGGACUCAUCGUUACCCUGAUUAGAAUAGAUGCUCGUCUCCACACGCCCAUGUACUUCUUCCUCAGCAUCCUCUCCCUCCUGGAUCUGAGUUAUGCCACCACAACAGUGCCCCAGAUGUUGGUUCAUCUAGUAAGCAAGAAUAAGGCCAUCUCUUACACUGGAUGUGUGAUCCAGAUGUACAUUUUCUUGACACUAGGUAUCACUGAGACCUGGAUUUUUGCAGCUAUGGCCUAUGACAGAUAUGUCGCUAUAUGUUAUCCACUCCACUAUGGAGUCAAGAUGAGUCAAACUUUAUGCAUAGCCCUGGUGACCAGCUCUGCCCUUUGUGGCCUCAUCUGUGCCCUUGUCUACACAGUCUUUGCAAUGACUCUUCCCUACUGUGGUCCCAAUGAGAUCAAUCAUUUCUUUUGUGAAAUUCCCGCUGUCUUGAAAUUAGCCUGUGCAGACACAUCCCUCAAUGACCAAGUGGACUUCAUCCUGGGCUUCAUCUUGCUUCUGAUCCCAUUAUCUCUCAUCCUGGCCUCAUAUGUUCGGAUCUUUAUAGCCAUUCUAAGGAUUCGCUCCACCCAAGGACGGAUGAAGGCCUUCUCCACCUGCGCUUCACAUAUCACUGUGGUCACCAUGUUCUGUGUUCCGUGCAUGGUCAUGUACAUGAGACCUGGCUCUGAAGCCUCCCCAGAAGAUGACAAGAAGUUGGCCUUGUUCUAUAAUGUCAUUUCUGCCUUCCUUAACCCCAUUAUUUACAGUCUCCGGAACAAGGAUGUGAAGAGGGCUUUUCUCAAGUUAAUUGGAAGGGGUGAGGACACCCAGUAG
Rattus norvegicus (Norway rat) is the source of this 976-nucleotide messenger RNA. It is a transcript of the gene Or13p8b, whose product is annotated as olfactory receptor family 13 subfamily P member 8B. Gene Ontology annotation, biological process: G protein-coupled receptor signaling pathway; signal transduction. The record is from RefSeq and is a predicted model, not a curated record. NCBI's taxonomy places the organism in Eukaryota, Metazoa, Chordata, Mammalia, Rodentia, Muridae. Gene Ontology annotation, molecular function: G protein-coupled receptor activity; olfactory receptor activity. Gene Ontology annotation, cellular component: plasma membrane; membrane.